Messenger RNA from Oncorhynchus masou masou (cherry salmon), 2272 nucleotides. Its product is annotated as voltage-dependent calcium channel subunit alpha-2/delta-4-like. The record is from RefSeq and is a predicted model, not a curated record. Gene Ontology annotation, cellular component: voltage-gated calcium channel complex. Lineage: Eukaryota; Metazoa; Chordata; Actinopteri; Salmoniformes; Salmonidae. Gene Ontology annotation, molecular function: voltage-gated calcium channel activity.
CGCUGUCCGUGGACAACACUGCCAGGUCCUCCUUCCCUCUGACUUCCUGAGUCUCUAGGGAAUAUACAGAGUCCUGCUGCGUUGUUGUUUGUUUGAACACAGUACAUCUGAUAAAAACCCAGUGGGUCGACCCUUGCAGAUGCUGUCAGAGGGGUCGUCAGCAGCCGUUGUGAUGCGUUGCCGGAACGCCGGCGGUCGGAACGUUGGCGUUGGUGCCGGGAUGACACGGAUCACCACCCUGUGGAUUAUCUGGGCCAGCUGGCUCUGCUUGACGGCCAACGGACAGAUGAAGAUACCGCCGGAAACGGUUCAGCAAUGGGCCGUCUCUUAUGGAAAACAAAUCAUUGCUCUUUCAACAAAAUACUCUGGUGCUCUGCUGCUCCAAAAGAAAUACAAAGACAUUGAGCCCACGGUGAAGAUGGAGGAGGUGGACGGAGAGGAGCUGGUGAAGACGUUUGCUGAGGAGAUGGAGGGCAUGCUGGGUAGGAAGAUGAAGUCUGUCAAGAGACUGGCGGAGGCAGCGGAGGACGCUGAUCUAUACCAUGAAUUCAACGCUACUUUAGAGUUUGACUACUAUAACUCUAUGCUGAUCAACUCGGUGGAUAAAGAUGGAAACGCUAUCGAGCUGGGAGGAGAGUUUCCUCUGGAAGAGAAUGAACACUUCAACAAGCUCCAGGUCAACACUCUGCAGAGCGACAUACAGGUUCCCACCAACGUUUACAACAAAGACCCUGGUAUUCUAAACGGGGUGUACAUGUCGGAGGCCCUGAACGAUGUGUUCGUGGAUAACUUCCAGAAGGACCCUACUCUAACCUGGCAGUACUUUGGCAGUGCCACUGGCUUCUUCAGACUCUACCCAGGCAUCGCAUGGACCCCGGAUGAAAAUGGCGUCGUCACGUUUGACUGCAGGAACAGAAACUGGUACAUCCAGGCUGCGACCUCUCCCAAGGACAUCAUCAUCGUAGUGGACGUCAGCGGGAGUAUGAAGGGUCUCAGGCUCACUAUCGCCAAGCACACUAUUAACACCAUCCUGGACACACUAGGGGAGAACGACUUUGUCAACGUCAUCGCCUACAGCGACUAUGUCCAAUACGUUGAACCCUGCUUCAAGGGCACCCUGGUCCAGGCUGACCUGGACAACCGAGAGCACUUCAAGUUGCUGGUUGAGGAGCUCCAGGUAAAAGGAGAGGGGAAAGUCAAGAAGGCCAUGAAGGAAUCCUUCAAGAUCCUCAAUGAGGCUGCAUCGUUGGGUCAGGGCAGUCUGUGUAACCAGGCCAUCAUGCUGAUCACUGACGGAGCCAUGGAGGAUUAUGAGGAAGUGUUUCAGGAGUUCAACUGGCCAGAACGCAGGGUGCGUGUUUUUACUUACCUUAUUGGUCGUGAGGUGACCUUCGCUGACACUGUGAAGUGGAUUGCCUGCAACAAUAAAGGUUACUACACACACGUCUCCACGCUGGCCGAUGUUCAGGAGAAUGUCAUGGAGUACCUUCACGUUCUGAGUCGACCAAUGGUCAUCAACCAUGAUCAUGACAUCAUCUGGACAGAGGCUUACAUGGACAGUGCGCUGUUCAACACCCAGGCUCAGAGCCUGCUCCUCAUGACCUCUGUGGCCAUGCCUGUGUUCAGCAAGAAGAAGGAGACUCUGUCUCAUGGUAUUCCUGGGGUGGUGGGGACUGACGUCCCUCUGAGAGAACUGAUGAGGCUGGCUCCUAGAUACAAGCUGGGUGUCCAUGGUUACGCCUUCCUCAACACCAACAACGGUUAUAUCCUCGCCCACCCUGCCCUCCGACCCCUGUAUAAGGAAGGAAAGAAGCUGAAGCCAAAACCCAACUACAACAGUGUUGAUCUGGCUGAGGUGGAGUGGGAGGACACGGAUGAGACGUUGAGAACUGCCAUGGUAAAAGGAGAGACAGGUACUCUGUCCUUAGACGUCAGAGCCACUGUAGAGAAAGGGAGAAGAGUCAUGUUCCUGAAGAAUGACUACUUCUACACAACCAUCAACGAGACGCCGUUCAGUCUUGGCAUGGUGCUGACCAGAGGGCACGGAGAAUACAUCUUCAUUGGGAAUGUGUCUGUUCGGAAGCCAGAUGUGUCCAUCGCAAAUGAGUGGACCUACUGUGAGACAGACAUUGACCCUCACCACCGCAAGCUGACCCAGCUCCAGGCUGUGUUUCGAUACCUCACAGGAAGGAACCUGAUCUGGAGUGAUGAGGAACUGUUGAGACAGACUCUGUUUGAUGCUGUGGUCACAGCCCCCAUGGAGGCUUACUGA